CUGACGUACAGUUUGAACCUAAAACUAAACACAAUGUUCGCUAAGGUGUUGUUCGCUUGCGCGCUUAUAAGCGUUGCUCGUGCAGGAUUGCUUGCGGGAGGUCACGGUGCUCUCUCUACGCAGAGCAUUGUGUUGGGCGCCCCUGCCCUUGCGCAUGGCUAUGGAGGAUACGCAGCAGCUCCCGCUAUCGCCGCACCGGCUUUGGGAUACGGACUAGGUCACGGCGCGGUGGUCGCGCACGCGCCCGUAUACCGCCCAGCCCUCGCGCACGCCGCUGCCCCUGUUGAGAUAUAUGCCCACCCCCGCUACCAAUUCAACUACGGCGUCGCUGACGGCCACACCGGCGACCAGAAGAGCCAGUGGGAAGCCCGCGACGGUGACGUCGUGAAGGGUCAGUACUCCCUCGUCGAGCCCGACGGUACCGUGCGCACUGUCAACUACUCUGCUGAUGACCAUAAUGGUUUCAACGCGGUAGUAAGCAGGCAGGGUCACGCCGCGCACCCCGCGGCUCACGCCGUCGUCGCCGCCCCUGCUCUGGGCCACGGCGCUCUCCUCCACGGCUAGACCUCCACGCCAACCCUAGACCAACACCGAUGACACCUAUUUAUUUACUACUUAGCUUAAGCACGGACGGAAUGCGACCACGAAAGAGCAUUGUACUACGAACGGCUUUCAGAAUGCUUACAGACUAACCGUUUCAGAAUUUGUAUACAAGGGACUAAGGCCCAAAUUAGCUUAGUACUUUACAUUUCAUUCAUCUAUUUAAAGUGCAUUAGAACUUUUGUAUUAUAAUUUCUUGUAGUUUGUAAGUAUUUUCAUGUUUUUAUAUUUUCAAACUUCUAUACAUUUUGUGAAACGUUAGACGAUUGCUUGCGGGGUGCUGUGCAGAAACCUAGGUUUUUGUGACUGAUAAUAAUAAAUUAAACAUAAUAUUUUCAUAUAGCACUGUUUUUUAUUCUUAAAGCCUGAGCUCUGCUUAGAACCCUUACUAAAAGCAAAGUCUAUGUCUAUGUAUUUUAUUGAGUUCUACAUGAAAAUGGCAGAUAGCAUGGCACUAUGGGCGACAUUUUACUCUACGCCGUUUUUAUUAUAGUUCUUGUUACACAAAAAACACGCACAAACUUAUGAUUCUCCAAAAAGUUACUCUCCUUAAAUAUCAUAUUAAGAGAACGCAUUAUAUUGAAAGGAAAAUUACCUCUCAUCUCUAAAAGUCAUAUCUUCCA
Trichoplusia ni (cabbage looper) is the source of this 1223-nucleotide messenger RNA. RefSeq names its product cuticle protein 19-like. The record is from RefSeq and is a predicted model, not a curated record. NCBI's taxonomy places the organism in Eukaryota, Metazoa, Arthropoda, Insecta, Lepidoptera, Noctuidae. Gene Ontology annotation, cellular component: extracellular matrix. The transcript has 5 exons. The coding region runs from base 34 to 564 and encodes 176 amino acids.